AUGAAGUACGAGUGCCAGAAGGAGCCGCAAUUCCAAUGUCCCUAUUGCGACAGAAAAGUCAAACUGAAAAACAACCUGUCCAAACACAUCACCAGAGUGCACUUGAAGCACAUGCAACAAGCCGGCGUGAAAUGUGAACUAAAAAUCGAAGCGACGGAGCCCAAAAUCGAGUACCCCAGUCGCAGAUUCUCUUGUUCGAAGUGCCUGCGCACGUACAAGUACAAAUACGACCUGAUCAAACAUGUCAGAAGGGAAUGCGACAAGGAACCGAGCUUGGAAUGUUCCGUGUGCAAUUACAGAACCCACAGAACCAAUACUUUGAACAACCAUUACAGAAGCAAACGGCACUUGAUCAGGCUCAGGAAUCUCGAAUUGUAAUUGGUAUUUUCGUUUGUAAAUAAAUUUGAGAAUUAGUGAGUUCUUUUUUGUAUAGUUUGUAAGUUGUUGAAGCACCAAGUUCGUGUUCUAUAGUAAAAACAUUGAAAGAACAAAACUGAAGACUUAAUAUUGAUACAAAGCGUACCGAAACUCCCAUUUAUAACGAAAAUUUCGUUCCAUUUCAGCACCAUUCACAUUAGCUAACAGGAUAAUCGCGCUGACCAGUUUGAUCGUUAAUUUGAUUUCUUUGUUUUUCAGAGUACCCGCAUUUGUG
This is a messenger RNA of Phyllotreta striolata, 652 nucleotides long. The record is from the annotation of a GenBank genome assembly. Lineage: Eukaryota; Metazoa; Arthropoda; Insecta; Coleoptera; Chrysomelidae.